Molecule: messenger RNA, 1078 nt
Organism: Pyrus x bretschneideri (Chinese white pear)
Lineage: Eukaryota; Viridiplantae; Streptophyta; Magnoliopsida; Rosales; Rosaceae
Product: red chlorophyll catabolite reductase, chloroplastic
Exons: 2
Coding region: 16-978 (320 amino acids)
Biological process (GO): chlorophyll catabolic process
Cellular component (GO): chloroplast
Molecular function (GO): red chlorophyll catabolite reductase activity
Source: RefSeq, a predicted model, not a curated record
CUGCCCAGUGAAUGAAUGGCUGUUAUCUUCCCCCACGUCUUACACUCCCCCGCUUUCCCUCGCCCUCCUCUUCCUCCCUUGUCUUCUCCACUUCUCUCCCCGUCCUGCAUCCGCGCCUCCUCCGCAUCAGCAUCAUCUCCCAUGGACCCGCACAGCCAAGGGAGCAAAACAAAGUUCAUAGACUUCCCCUACGUGUCGGCCCCACACAAGAACCUCAUGGUCGAUCUUGUAUUGACGUUAGAGACGCGCCUUGGCUCGCAGCUCUUGCCUUGUACUCUCCCUCCCGACGUGCAGUACUACCAGAACGAGAGUGGCACCAACCAUGCAUCCCUCCACAUCAGAUCGGGCCUCUCCUCCGCCCCUGUUGAUUUCAUAUUAGGAAGUUGGCUGCACUGUGAGCUACCAACAGGUGGAGCACUGAACAUUACAAGUCUGUCAUCCUAUCUCAAUCCAACCACAGAUGCACCAAAUUUCCUACUUGAGCUCAUCCAGAGCAGCCCAACAUCCCUAGUCCUCAUCCUUGACCUUCCUCCAAGAAAAGACCUAGUUCUCCACCCUGACUACCUCCAAACAUUUUAUCAAGACACCCAAUUGGACACACCCAGGCAAAAGCUUGAGAAACUUGCUGAGGUUAAACCCUACUUCUCUUCAUCGUUAUACAUCCGAAGUGUAGUGUCUCCAACUGCAAUUUUGGUUCGGAUCGAAGCAGGGAGUGGCGGGGAGGGAAAAGGCUUGGAGGACAUUAUAGAAAAUGAUGUGAGUCCCAUUGCAAAGGAGGUGCUGAGAAUCUGGUUGGAUCAAUGUGCUUGUGGGGAUAGAGAAGUGGGAGAGGAUGAGAGGGAAUAUUUGAAGAGGAGGGAUGAUUUGAUCAAGAGGAAGACUAUUGAGAUAGAUUUGGGGUCUAAUUUUCCAAGAUUAUUUGGGGCUGAUGCUGCAGAUAGAGUAUUGGGUGCCAUUAGAGAAGUUUAUAAGGUAUGAUUAGUGAUGGAAUGAGUGCUAAUUUGAUCACUGUAAAAGAUGAUAAAUAAAAUAAUUGUACAAGAUUUUGUAUAAAUUUAAGCUUCAAAAUUUCAGAUCA